Messenger RNA from Symphalangus syndactylus (siamang), 6553 nucleotides. RefSeq lists its product as uncharacterized. The record is from RefSeq and is a predicted model, not a curated record. Lineage: Eukaryota; Metazoa; Chordata; Mammalia; Primates; Hylobatidae.
GCCUGGUGGGGCUGGGCAGGGAAGGGCAGGUAGCAGGUGAGUGGGCUGGGACAGGUAUCCUCCCCCUCCACCUCUGAGAGAGGACAAGGAGGGGUGGAGCAAUGGGUUCUGUUCCCUGUGGUACCUGCCUUAGUUGACAGCUAUGGACCAAUCCCUCUCUCCCUUUGGAUCAUUCACUUUCCCUUGUGAAGAACAUGAGCCUCGUGUCAUUGUAGGGAUGCUUAUGCCUGGAGUCAUAAAGUCAGUGUGGGUUUAGGCGUGUUUCUUAUACCUGAUGAUGCCUCCUUCCCCAGCCCCAAGCAAUAUCAAAUUAGCCCUGGACCUAGGAUCCUCUGUGGUGAAGCUAUCAAGUAUUUACUAAGCACCUACUACGUACUAGCACUGUCCUAAGAUGAUCUAAAUGAUUUAUAGGAUAGAUACAGUCCCUAUCCCUAAGGAGAGAAUUGGUACUAUUACAUGUAAAAUUGUGUGCUAUGUGCACAGUCACAAGAAUAUUUCUAAAAAAUACAUGCAAAUAUGCAAAGCAUUACAUUCAGAUGGAGUGCUGCCCUUCAAAGCUGCCCUUCAAAGCAACCUGGCCGUGGUCCCAAAGGUUUCCGGUCAUGGUCCUUUACGAAUGGUGCAAUUUUAUUUUCAACUUUUGAGUUGCAUAAUUGUAGAAAAACCAGAAAAUAUCAAAUAUUUCUUUUAAAGAAGAAAAAUCAGGCCAGGCACAGUGGCUCACGCCUGUAAUCUCAACAAACUAGGCUGAGUCGAGAGGAUCACUUGAGCCCAGGAGUUUGAGACCAGCCUGGGCAACAUAGUCAGACUCUGUCUUUACAAAAAAUAAAAAAAAAUUAGCUGGGCAUGGUGGCAGGUGCCUGUAGUCCCAGCUACUUGCAAGGCUGAGGUAGGAGGAUCUCUUGGGCCUGUGAGGCCAAGGCUGCAGUGAGCCAUGAUCACACCAUUGCACUCCAGUCUGGGAGACAGAGCAAGGCUCUGUCUCAGAAAAAAAAAAAAAAAAGAAGAAGAAGACGAAGAAAAAUCAGCCAUAAUUCCAUCAGAGAGGAAACCACUGAUAAUAUGAGAUAUUCUGUUCCGGUCUUUUUUCUAUGCUUAAUUUUUCCUUUUUAGAAAGUUAGGAUUAACCUAUUUUGUAACCUGAUAUUUGCACUUCAUAUUAAAAACAAGUAUUUUCCCACAUUAUUAAAAAUUGCAAAUGAUGCUGAUGUUGUUGAAAGUGAUUUUUGGAACCCCUUCUUAGAAUUGCUUUCAGAGCCAAUUUAUGAGGUGCAUUUAUUUUUGUUAUUUUUUGGACAUAACUUGCUUUUGACCCUGUUCGAUGUUACUCAACUUCAUCAUGCACUUUUGCCAAAGUUGGCUCUGGAUAUAAUUUUAAGUUUUUAAACAUUAAACCCACUCUCAAGGGCCAUAGAUCGGUCACCUUUGAAAAAAGUCAAAAGGUUGUGUCACAGGCUCUGAAGGCAAUUCUCAAAGGAGUCCACUAGUGCUUUCUUGGAAGAAGUUCGUGGUCUCUGAACACUAUGUGAAAGUACAGAACUUAUUUCAAUAUAUGUGAUGGAUAAUAAUAAUUAUAACAAACACAGGGUGCUCUCAUCAUGUGCCAGGCACUGUGCUCAAGGGAUUAUGCUUAUUAACUCAUUUAGCCAUUAUAAACAACCAAUGAAAUGGGUACCAGAAUUAUCUCCUUUACAGGCAAGGACACAGAGGCACAGAGAGUUCAAGUGCCUUACCCAAGUUCACACAGCUAGAAAGUAAGUGGAGCCAGGAUUUAAAUCCAGGAGGCAUGAUUCCAGUCUGUGCACUAACCAUGGCCCUCACCGCUCUCCCCAGAUGUUUGAUGCUUUAAAAAAGAUAGUCUCAUUAUUUUAGAGUUGCACAUAAUUAGGGGGAGCCCCUGAGGGGCUUCCCAGGGUUUUCUGACUGAGGCCAGCUCCUCUGAUGCCCCCAGGGAUUCAGUCUGGCUUCCUCUCCUUGUGCAGCGGCCACCACCCACACCGUCUCUUAUGUUUUUUUUUUUUUUUUUUUUUCUGGAACUGGCUCCCUUCUUCCUUGCUGUCCCUGAAAACAACCGCAGAGGCUUUUGGGAGUGGGAGCCAGGGUCUCGUUCUGUCGCCUAGGCUGGAGAGCAAUGGUAGUCAUAGCUCACUGGAGCCUCGAACUCCUGAGCUCAAGCAAUCCUCCUGCCCUAGCCCCCUGAGGAGCAGAUGUGUGCCACUAUGCCUGGCUAUUUUUAAGACUUUUUAUAGAGACAAGGUCUCACUUUGUUGCUCAGGCAGGUCUUGAACUCCUGGGCUCAAGCAGUCAUCCUGGCUCAGCUUCCCGGAGUGCUGGGAUUACAGGUGUGAGCCACCGCACCUGGACUUGCAGAGGCCUUUUUCAGUGUUCUACUGUGAUUCACUACAGCAAGUAGGUGGAAGUGAGGAUUAGUGGGGAAUAUAAGGCAUAACCAAGCUGCAAAGAUUAGAGAAGUUUCACAUAGUAUUUAGUCAAUAGAGACAUGUUAGCAGACUAAACCUAUUUAUUUCAAAUAAACUCUUGAGGCCAGCUAUAUGUUUUUUUCCUUCUUGUGAUUCCAUAGCACUUUCUCCAGUUCUUUCAUUGGGGAUCAUUCCACUCAAUCUUUUCUGGGUUGGAUACUAGGUCCUGCUACUCUGAUUAGGCUCAAGGUAGAUAGGGGUGCUGCCUGGCCUGGUGAGAUUCUCGAUCCUUACUUUCUUUGUUCUAAGGCCCCAGGUGAGAGACUUCUUGUUCUGAGAGCCCAGCACCUUCUCCCCUGAGUGUCCAGCUGCCCUGCAUGGGCUGGCCUGGCGGGCAGCGUUUCUCACCCCUCAGCCCCUGGAGCAGUGUCUGUUCAUGGCACCCUUUCACCUCCUCUCAGUGAAGCCCAGUCUCCCCAUCCUUUGUUCUGAGCUCAUGUCCAGGCUGAUCAAGCUUCUCUCAGAUUUCAGUUGAGAACAGCAGUUUUCCUUUGCUUCUCUUAUUUUGGCCUGAGUAGGACACAGAGUUGGUAGCUUCCCUGAGGGCACUGGUGAUUGGCAUGCCUGAGCUGACAGGCUAUUCACCGCAUAAAACCCCUUCCAUAUGCCUUUUCUGACUCCGCAAGGUGCUCCCUCCCUUUCACCUACAAAUCUCAAGUGGUGUUGCAGAACUGUGGUUUCACAAUAUCAAACCAUUCUAAACAUGCAGAACCAGUGAGAGGUACGAUCUCCUCCAGUGGCACAGAGGCCCAUUGCUCUAAAUCUCCUAAGUGCGCUAGAGAAAGAGAGAUCAAUGUGAACCGGAACCAGUGUAAACUGGAACAGUCAGGGGAGAUUUUGUGGCACAUGUAGAGUUUGCAUUUGGACCUGAAGUGUAAAAGGGAUUUUUGGAUGGGUGUGAGAGAGAAUGGGAAUUUGAGAACCGGGGGUAGAUGGGUGAGGGCCAUGGUUAGUGAACAGACUGGAAUCAUGCCUCCUGGAUUUAACUCCUGGCUCCACUUACUUUCUAGCUGUGUGAACUUGGGUAAUGCACUUGAACUCUCUGUGCCUCUGUGUCCUUGCCUGUAAAGGAGAUAAUUUAUAAACUAUAAGAGUGUUUAUGGUUAGAGAGAAAAAGGUUGGUUGAGAAGAGCGAGCCAAGAUGAUCAGGGUAUUAUGAUGCAUCUUCUCAUAUCAAAUUUUGAUGCCUACCAGAAUCACCUGGGGAGCUUUAAAAACUCUUGGCACCUAAAUUACACCCUAGAAUGUCUAGGGGGUGGGAGCCAUGUGUCAGUGGUUUUUAAAAAUCCCAUGUGAUCUUUAAAAGUUUGGGAAUAAUUUUCCUCUUUUGUUUCCUACAAGUAUCUGAAGCUUUGCAGAAAGAGUUACAAAGCAAUAGGACAAAAAGAAAAUGAAUGAGGAAGUAAGGAGGAACAGGUAAUGAUGAAAUAAGGAUCCAAUGAAGCCAGGGAAUAAAGUCAGCUCAUAACAUGCAUACUAUGAGAUGCUGUGCAGUUGCUACCAUGGGCCAGAAUUUUGACUCUGAGCUUCUUUGAAGCUAAAGCGAAAGGAAACCUGAGCAGUUCUGAAAGCCAUGAUAGGAGCCAAACGCUGUUUCAUGAAAAGCCCUGGGACUGCGGGGGCAGAAAGAAAUCUCUCCCGAGGCUCUUUGCAAAGAGAGCACCGUGUGGGGCCGUGGACAGAGCUUUCAACAGUGUCCUCGCAAUCCCACGGACCAUUUGCUAAGUCACCCCUUAAUGUUGGCUCUGGAGGUCAUUCAAGGCCAGAAUUAACUGGUAAGAUCUCAUGUAGCAAGAAAAGUUGACCGUACUUCUUAAGUUCUUGAUUUUUAUCUGUAGCUGAUUUAAAAAUCCUUCCAUCUCCCUGGGCUCCUGACUCAUCUUAAACUAAUUAACCAGACUUGUUUACUUGUAGAUAGAGUGGCUGCAUUUUGUCUUUCCUAUGGUCAUUUUUUAUUGUCCUGGCAAUCAACUCAUCAUUUCCUUCAUUAGGCCAGGAGCUCGGAGGGACACUGCAUUGAUUAGGGCGCAAACCAGCUUUAGCUCGUCAUCAUUGUGUGCUUAGAGCAAGUUCACCUGCUUUGGCCUCCACUCUGAGGGUGGGGUCACUGCUCCUUCUAGAGCCUGGGCUUAGCCACCGGGCCCAUCUGCCAGUGGAGGCACUGCCCCUGGGUCUGAUCUGUUGACAUGGAGACCUGAGAGGCACUAUUUCCUGCAGAUGGGCAGAAGAGGCAGCUCUGACCCCUCCUCCCUUAUCCCCUGUUCCCAGGCAGUUGAGAAAUACUAAUCAAGCCAGUCCUGUCUUCACCUUGGAACCAGCGUCGAGGGAGUGUGCCCCAGCAGAGUCCGUUCUAACUGGCUAGUGGCCUCAAGUGGGCCGUGGGUUGGGUCAGGAUGGGGACCAACUUGGCAGACAGCCAUCAGGGCGGCCUCAGGGAGGUGUGUGGCCUGCCCAGGCAGGGCAUUCUCCACACACCUAGUUGGCCCUGGAGUGUGUGGCAGCUGAGUGUGCUGGCUGCUGGGGAGAGGGGCACUGCAGCAGGGUGUGGGUGUGGGUGUGAGUGUGGGGAGCUCCUGGGCCAUGCGCUUCCCUACGCUCUGCUCUAUCUAUUGACACAUGAAUGUAGGUAAUUUGGGGACGGGGCUGGGAUGUGAUGUGUGCAUGUUUCUAGAGGCUUGCUUGUGUGACUGCCGGUCUCUGUGUGUGUUUGGGGCACACAUACAUGGAAUAGUCCCUCAGCAACGGGACUGGCCAGGGAGGAGCCGCUGUGCGUGCAUGGUGGGCGGGGUGUGCACCCAUGUGGGGAGUAGUGACCCAGCUGCCUGUAAGGGCCCUGGGCCUGGGGGUGCGUGUGUGGGGUCUCUACCUCCACCUGCUGUCCCUGGGGCUGCGGGCUUUCCUACUUUUCUUCCUUGUGCUUCUUCGAGAGCUGUGUGUGUGUGUGCAGGAGGCAGGCAGGGCUGUGCUCAUGGUGGCUUGCUCCGUGGCUCUCAUGGCCCACAUCUGUAGUGUCUACAUCUUCCUUCAGGGGGUUGCCUGGUCUGCCCAGCUGGUGGGGAGCUGGGUGAUGCUGCACAUAUGGCUCUACCGUGCCUUGCUGGAGACCCUCAGACGCGUUCCUUUACUCCCGCUGUGUGAGCAGGCGGCCAGGUGGCUGGUGUGGGCCGGCAUGCAGGCUGGCAAAGGCCUGGCUCGGGUGUGGGGUGUGGCGACCUUUGUGCAGCUGUGUGCCCACACGGUCUUCCUGAGCAUGUACCUGUGCAUGCACAUCUGCUUUGCCACCAUCAGCUCUAAGGUCCACAUGAGAGUGCACGCGCCGUUCUGUGUCUCACUGCCCUUGAAGGUCCAUGCCCCUCGGAGCCUGGACAUCAAAGUGGGGCUGCAGGGCCAGAAGCAUGGGAAAGCCACGGGGGAGGCGGGUAUGCCUCAGGGGGAGAUGUUGGGGAAGCAGGAACCCCAGACGUCCAGAAGCCCCAAGCCCACCAGGAGAAGGGAGGUGUCACGGAGUGAGCUCAGUCCAGGUGGGUAAGGGAAGGGGCUGCUCUGUGCCCCUUGGACUUGUCCCAGCCUCAGGUGCUAGUGCCCUCUUCCUGCAGCCAGCCCAGGCCUGGAGCCUGCAUCUCCUCCUGCACAGCCAAGCCCGUGUGGUGGCCCCUCCUCUCCCUCACUGGGCACUGGCACCUCUUUCCUAGGCUGAGUGGUCUCUGGGGAAGGCACAGGUGGAAUGACAGGGGCAGAUUCCAGUCCUUGCCCUCUGUCCUCUGCGAAUAGGGCUGUUCAUGACAGUGUUGGGCCGGGAGUCUUUUUCCUCCUCUGCCCUUGCCUUUCUGUACACCUGCCUCCCUCUGUGUUUGUUGCUUUGUCUUGCAGCAGCUCCCUUCCUCCCCUUUCGUCUCCUGCCCUUCCUGGUGGGCUGUUUCUUGUCUGGCUUCUCCAGGUGUUCCUCUCUUCUCGGCCACUGUGCGUUCUGCCCUAGGAGUCCUUCGGCCCGGGCUGCCUCUUUUCCUACCCAGCCCCCUGUCCGAGUGCCCCCAGGUGUGCCUGGUCAUGCUCUGCUCACCCCUGCGCUCUCU